GGCGGCGUCCAGGCUGCCUGGGAGCGUCCCGACGCCGAGUGUCGGGACGUGCGACGGGCCGUGCCGCGGACAGCACCCGGGGAGUUGAGUCGGCCGUGCCGGGCUGCGGUGAUCUCGUCGCGGCGCCACCCUCCGAGCCGGGGCCGGCCCCCCGCAGCGCCUCUUCCUUCCCGGCGCGCGGGAACCUUUGGAGCGGGGGUCGGGCGCCGCCAGCGGGGGCCGGCUUGCCCUGAAGAGGGAAAGGAGAAGGCUGUUCGAGAGCCCUGGUCUGGGAGUCGGGAGACCCGGGUUCCAUUUGUAUGUACUUGAGGGAGGAAGCGAACUUCUGGGUGCGUCGCUUUUCUGGUUUCCAGAAGCGAAUGCUAUUCCUUGCUUUUCCAGUUGGCAGAGUUGCGUGGGUUGAAUGAGUAUAGAUUUCUGCCCUCCCUCAAGAGAAGGUUCCAGGAGACAAACCAGUGUCACUUGUGUUCCUAACAGCUUAUCUCUGGGUUAUUGUGAUCUGUAUAUAUUAUUGAGAAGAGGAUAAAAUCAAGAUUUUACAAUGCAGGUCCCUUGUUCUGCACAGAGGACAUCUUCCUUCAUGAUUUUUUUUUUCAGGCAAGAAGACCAAGCCUGAUGUAACAAACAGUGUUAAGUGACUUGUGGAAGAUGACGAGGAUGUCGAGGGUCAGGGAACCUGGUCAUCAGGGGUUUACAAUUGGAGAAGGUGACGAUACAUGCCGGACAAGGAAGAGGAGGGGCAUCCUGCAGGAAUGCCUGAGAGUACAGUACAUGCACACAUACACACAGAACAUUCCCAGGACAGUGUUACUGUAACCAUAGUCAUCUUUGAGAAAGUACCUUGUAAGUAUCACGAACUUGAGAGACAGUUUCCCGUAAACUGCACCUAUUGGACAGACGUUCCUUGAGUGCGUUACAAGCAGCACGAAUGCCCGCCAAAUUUCACUGCAAAUGAACCAUCAGAAACUUAACAUGCAGAAGAAGCCUUCAAGGUGUAGUGAAUGUGGGAAAUUCUUUACUCAGAGGUCGUCUCUUACUCAGCACCAGAGGAUUCACACGGGAGAGAAGCCCUAUGUAUGUAGUGAAUGUGGAACUUGUUUCCGUAAACAGUCAAAUCUUACUCAACAUUUGAGAAUUCACACAGGAGAGAAACCUUAUAAAUGUAAUGAAUGUGAGAAAGCCUUUCAAACAAAAGCAAUCCUUGUUCAGCAUCUGAGAAUUCAUACUGGAGAGAAACCCUAUAAAUGCACUGAAUGUGGCAAAGCUUUUUGUCAGAGCCCUUCCCUUAUCAAACAUCUGCGCGUUCAUACUGGAGAGAAACCUUAUAAAUGCACUGAAUGUGGCAAAGCCUUCAGUCAGAGCAUUUGCCUUACUCGUCAUCAGAGAAGUCACUCUGGAGUUAAACCUUAUAAGUGUAAUGAAUGUGGGAAAGCCUUUAAUCAGAGUGCAUGCCUCAUGCAGCAUCAGAGAAUUCAUUCAGGAGAGAAGCCCUACACAUGUACUGAAUGUGGCAAAGCCUUCACUCAGAACUCUUCCCUCGUUGAACAUGAGAGAACUCACACUGGAGAGAAACUUUAUAAGUGUAGUGAGUGUGAAAAAACUUUCCGCAAGCAAGCACACCUUAGUGAACAUUACAGAAUCCAUACUGGAGAAAAACCUUAUGAGUGUGUUGGAUGUGGGAAAUCCUUCAGGCACAGCUCAGCACUUGUUCGACACCAGAGGCUUCAUGCUGGAGAAUAAAACUUGGGAUAUAACCCAUGUGGAAAGAUUUGUAUGCAAAUGCCACCCCCCCCCCCAAAUUCUUAGAUAUUGAAGACUAAGUCUUCAGCUGGGAUGAAUGUUCUAUAUGUUGAGCAAGAGGCAGUGUGUCCUGAAAGUUAAGAAAAUAGAUCAGAAUUAGAUAGUCUUGAGUUUGACGCCUUCUCUGCCACAUAAUGGGUGUACGACCUGAUUCUGAGCCUGCUUUCCCCAUCCUCCUCAAAAGAAUAAUGACGAUAUUUACUAGGGUUAUCUUUAAAACUUUUUUUUUUUUAACGUUUAUUUAUUUUUGAGACAGAGACACAGCAUGAACGGGGGAGGCUCAGAGAGAGGGACACACAGAAUCCAAAGCAGGCUCCAGGCUCUGAGCUGUCAGCACACUUGGGGCUUGAACUCACAAACUGAGAACAUGACCUGAGCUGAAGUCAGAUGCUGAACCGACCGAGCCACCCAGGCACCCCUCGGUAUAUUUUUUAAGAGCAUUCUUGAUUUCGU
Panthera uncia (snow leopard) is the source of this 2253-nucleotide messenger RNA. It is a transcript of the gene ZNF501, whose product is annotated as zinc finger protein 501. The record is from RefSeq and is a predicted model, not a curated record. Gene Ontology annotation, molecular function: DNA-binding transcription factor activity, RNA polymerase II-specific; RNA polymerase II cis-regulatory region sequence-specific DNA binding. The transcript has 3 exons. NCBI's taxonomy places the organism in Eukaryota, Metazoa, Chordata, Mammalia, Carnivora, Felidae. The coding region runs from base 952 to 1740 and encodes 262 amino acids. Gene Ontology annotation, biological process: regulation of transcription by RNA polymerase II.